CAUGGACCGGCUCCCAUGUCCCAAGAAUAUAGAAGCACCAAACCUCUCAUGCACUGAUCCCUCCUAAACCUCCUCUCCCUCCACCUCCCAGCCCGUUGAUAACCUGAAACUGGCCUCCCCCGCUCUCCAUCGCCUCGCCCGCGUCGCCGCCGCAAUGUCGCACCCCACCCCUUCGACCGCCGCGCCCUGGAAGCGAACCUUCCAAGAACACCUCGACCAGGCGGGCGGCGCAGGGUUCGAGUUCACGCUGGCGACCGUGACGGAAGCGGGGCUGCCCCGGGCGCGGACGUGCAUCUUUCGCGGCUUCUGGGCCACGCUGCCGGAGAACGAAUACAACACGCUGCCCAAGAACCCGCCGGUGUACGAGUCCGACUGUCCCACGUUCACCACGGACGCGCGCAUGCGCAAGACCUACGAGCUCUUCGCCUCGGGCAAAGGGAGAGGGGACCUGGCACAGUCUCGCUCCGGAUGUGGCGGCGGCGGCCCCAUCGAGGCGGUCUACUGGAUCAAGGACACAAAGACGCAGUGGCGCAUACGGGGCAAGUGCUGGCUCGUCGCGGCGGACGACGUCGAAGGCGGUACCCCGGAGGCGCAGAAUUCCGGCACCGUGACCGUCAAGGCCGAGGUAGGACGCUACAUGCGCGAGCGCGAGGGAUCCGACGCACAAAAGAACAGUGACUUGUCGUCGUCGUCGGCCUGGUCCUGGAGACGCGAGGUGGAGAACUACUUUGAAAACCUGUCCCCGGUCAUGAGGGGCUCGUUCAAGAACCCGCCCCCCGGUCGGCCCUUGUCGGAAGGGAACGACGAGCAGGCCGGGGAGGCCCUGGGCCAGAAAGCAGGACACCUGUCGGAGGAGGCGCUCGCGAGGCGGCACUUCCGCGUCGCCAUCAUCACGCCCGAGCAGGUCGAGGCGGUCGACUUGACGGACCCGACCAAGGCCACCAGGCAGAUCUGGACGCUGGCGCAGGACGUCGGUGGCCCCGACGGGCCCAAGCCGAGUGAUUCAAUAGGGGAGUGGAAUCGGGUCGAGACCUGGCCGUGAGGUGCCGUCAACAACAGGGCCCGAGACAGGAGCCACCUCUGAAUCACUCUGCCUGCCACGUACAGUAGAAAGAACGCCUGAGGUCUCGGAUUAGGGAGAAUCGUACAAUAUGCAACAUGGUUGUGACAUCCCGCUGCUGGGACGGCAGUGGUGAACAUAGAGAUAGACUGUUGGACGGGAAAUGCUCCACGAUCGAGAGGUCAAGCAACGGCGGCGAGUAUCGGCACUUUCACUACCAGUUGAAGAUGUGGUACGGGGAGAUUUGUAAGGCCAAUCUAGUGAGCCUGCACCGAGUCAAUCCAGUCCGAGACCCAGGCUUUGGCCGAUGAAGGGAUGGAUAGAUCGAAGGUCUCCUGAUCAGCUCGGCCAUUAGGGUGGACAAAAGACAGGUUCUAGAAGAAAGACAAGGGAUGGGGCCGUUGUUGCGCUACUUUGAGAACCACAACCAGGACCAUAUCAAACCAUCGUAUAAGUCAUCACUG
This is a messenger RNA of Cladophialophora immunda, 1524 nucleotides long. RefSeq lists its product as uncharacterized. Bases 155 to 1042 code for a protein of 295 amino acids. Lineage: Eukaryota; Fungi; Ascomycota; Eurotiomycetes; Chaetothyriales; Herpotrichiellaceae. The record is from RefSeq and is a predicted model, not a curated record. The transcript has a single exon. Gene Ontology annotation, molecular function: FMN binding.